UUCGGAGAAAAUUAUUGCACGCAGGUGCCCACACGCCCAACGUACCUGCUAUAUGAUAAAUGUGUUGUGUCUGCAGUCUGUCAAUCGUUUCAUGCACGUACAUAUCGGACCGGACUCUUGUUAAAAUAUUUUGUCCGCCUAAUUCGUUCGUUCGUUUAAAAAAAAAAAAUUAAUAUUUUUACGCUCCAGUUUUUGAUCACUGUUGUCGAUCACGGCGAUUAUGCCGUCGACAAAUAUGUGCCGUUUUAACUUUUUAUUUGUACUAUGCAUUUUAAUUUUAACCGUGUUGACUUUAAGUUUUGCAAAUCCAGUAAAAGGUCAUUUUAAACAUUUUGAUUUCCUGAAAAUGAACAUAUUCAAACGCAUGAAUUCAGUAGGUACAAAUAUAAUUUCACCAUUGGCAAUCAACGAAAAUUACAAUGUGUCGACAACUAUGGAAGCUUCAACAAUAGAAAAUAAUAUGACCACUAUAGAGACCACUAUACUGUUGCCAUCCACUGAAAUUACUACAAUCACAAUGUCGACUGUGUCAUCACCUGAUAUUACAAUGCCACCAAACACAUCUUGGCCAGAAACUACACAAGCUCCAAGCACAUAUCCACCUUCGUCACCUGAUACUACAAUUGUUCCAAGUACAUCUCUGCCAGAAAUUACGGAAGCUCCGAGCACACAACCACCUUCGCCACCUGAUACUACAAUACCUCCAAGUACAUCUCUGCCAGAAAUUACGGAAGCUCCGAGCACACAACCACCUUCACCACCUGAUACUACAAUACCUCCAAGUACAUCUGUGACAGAAACUACUGAAGCUCCAAGCACACAUCCACCUUUGCCACCUGAUACUACAAUACCUCCAAGUACAUCUCUGCCAGAAAUUACGGAAGCUCCGAGCACACAACCACCUUCGCCACCUGAUACUACAAUACCUCCAAGUACAUCUGUGACAGAAACUACUGAAGCUCCAAGCACACAUCCACCUUCGCCACCUGAUACUACAAUACCUCCAAGUACAUCUCUGCCAGAAAUUACGGAAGCUCCGAGCACAAUUUCACCUUCACCACCUAAUACUACAAUACCUCCAAGUACAUCGGUGACAGAAACUACUGAAGCUUCGAUCACACGUUCACCUUCACCACCUAAUACUACAAUACCUCCAAGUACAUCUGUGACAGAAACUACUGAAGCUUCGAUCACACGUUCACCUUCACCACCUGAUACUACAAUACCUCCAAGUACAUCUGUGACAAAAACUACUGAAGCUUCGAGCACACAUCCACCUUCACCACCUGAUACUACAAUACCACCAAGUACAUCGGUGACAGAAACUACUGAAGCUUCUAUCACACAUUCACCUUCGUCACCUGAUACUACAAUAUCUCCAAGUACAUCUGUGACAGAAACUACUGAAGCUUCGAUCACACGUUCACCUUCACCACCUAAUACUACAAUACCUCCAAGUACAUCUGUGACAGAAACUACUGAAGCUUCAAUCACACGUUCACCUUUACCACCUAAUACUACAAUACCUCCAAGUACAUCUGUGACAGAAACUACUGAAGCUUCGAGCACACAUCCACCUUCACCACCUGAUACUACAAUACCUCCAAGUACAUCUGUGACAAAAACUACUGAAGCUUCGAUCACACUUUCACCUUCACGACCUGAUACUACAAUACCUCCAAGUACAUCUUUGCCAGAAAUUACGGAAGCUCCGAGCACAAUUUCACCUUCACCACCUAAUACUACAAUACCUCCAAGUACAUCGGUGACAGAAACUACUGAAGCUUCGAUCACACGUUCACCUUUACCACCUAAUACUACAAUACCUCCAAGUACAUCUGUGACAGAAACUACUGAAGCUUCGAGCACACAUCCACCUUCACCACCUGAUACUACAAUACCUCCAAGUACAUCUGUGACAGAAACUACAACAAUAAUUCCAAGUUCACCGUUAUUUUCCAUUCCAAGUUCACCUACGAAAAAACCAGAAAUAAUAUUAUGCCAUGAAUUUUUACAUAAUCAUUACCACUGUGAAACUUCAUAUGCUAUAUAUAUAGUAAAAUCAAUUAAAAACUAUCUACUAGGUCUAUAAUUAGUUAGAAAUAAGAAUGUAGUGAAUAGUGAUGUAUCUACUAUAAUAAAACCAUUUUAAAUUAAACAAAUAAUAUAUAAUAUUUUUUUAUGUAUAUUUUAUUGAGCUACCUAUUUAAUAAUGCAUGCAAUUAAUUUUUUUUUAAACAAUGAAUAAUAUAUAAUUAUAUUACAAUAUUACAUAAUAUUAUAUUUCAGUAUUUAUGGCUUUUAAUUAAAGGUCAUAGGUGGUCUGUAUAUCAUGAUUUCAUACUCAGUGACUGAUACUGUCUUCUUCUCCGUUAUAUUUGUCUGGAAUACAACUAAAUGAUACAAUCUUAAAAAUAUUAUUGUCAUCCAAUUAUGAUUAAAAUUAUAUUUAAUAACUAUAAUAAAUACAUAUUUUAUACUAUUAUUAGAAUUGUCUUUGAACAAUUUUUUUUCAUAUUUAUUUAAGCUUGUGUAAUUUACUAGUAUAUUAUAUUGUAAGUUUAUACAGUAUUAUACACCCUUAACUAUUAUAAAUAUCAAUGUUAAAUCUGUCAUUGCUAUUAGUUCUGGAGGCUUGUUGAUUUAUAUACAUUUUCCGCUCUUAAACAUUGAGACGGUUUAAUGGCGAUAAACAAUAUAAUAAAAACGUCUUCUUCGAACUUUUUCUCAUAUAUUAUAAUAAUGCAAAAUACGCAUAAUGAACGGGUCAUAUUUCCUGUCUGGAGUAGUCUAGUAGUUUGUGUGGAAGCGUAAAUAUAAACUAUCUUGCAAUUUUUGGCAUACAACUCCAACUGGAUAAACACAAUAGAUGUGUUAUUUUAAAUAAUAUAAUUAAUUUAAAGAAUUAAAAAAAAUAAUGGUAUUUUA
Messenger RNA from Metopolophium dirhodum (rose-grain aphid), 2928 nucleotides. RefSeq names its product mucin-2-like. Lineage: Eukaryota; Metazoa; Arthropoda; Insecta; Hemiptera; Aphididae. Bases 221 to 2092 code for a protein of 623 amino acids. The record is from RefSeq and is a predicted model, not a curated record. The transcript has 3 exons.